AUGGCAGGGGGAAUCGCAGCGGCAUCGUCACGUUUCUCGAAGCUUCCGAGGCCUCAAUCCUCCGAUGUAAAAGCGGUCGCUAUGUGGGGCGUCGCCGCCGGCACCGGCGCUCUUUGGUUCAUCCAGCCAUUUGAUUGGAUAAAGAAGACAUUUUUGGAGAAGCCUGUGACAGAUGAAGGCCAGUAA
Molecule: messenger RNA, 186 nt
Organism: Prunus armeniaca (apricot)
Lineage: Eukaryota; Viridiplantae; Streptophyta; Magnoliopsida; Rosales; Rosaceae
Source: the annotation of a GenBank genome assembly